ACAGUCAGCUCUGCUCCCUCAGUCUCUCUCCAAGUCCAGGCGGCGGUAUAUAAGCCCACUUUCUCUUCGCCUUGUCUCAUCAAUCCUACAGUUCUAGCAGACGCCAAGAGCAUCCAUUAAUUUCAGAAACGAGGUUUAACAUUAUCCUACACCGCUAAUAUUCCAUUCAGUCUCAAACUCAUAUAAAAUUAAGUCAGCGAAAGUUGGCAAAAAAAUAGCAAGGAUCACUUUGCCCCAGGAGAUUGAAUUGAUAAGGACUCCCCUUCUGCCCUUUUCGUAUAUAUAAACUGUGACCAAAGGAACUCCAGCUCUCCAGAAGUAAGUCGAGGCUAUCAGUAGAACGACGACUAGGCGAUGGCAGAACAAAAUAUGGCCACAAUGCAGAAGGGACAGUUGUGCUGGUGGGCGACUCUAGUGGUGACGAUGGCAGUUUUUGCCUUCAUCUCCUCCGCAAAUGCAGAUCUGGGAGGUCGUCACACGUGGGAGCGGCCUGGAUGUCAUCUUUUGGGACAUACGAGGAAAGUAACAAUCCCGGAAUGUGUGGAUUUUACAAUUACAACUAAUGCCUGUCGGGGUUACUGUGAAUCAUUCGCAGUCCCUUCAGCAUGGUAUCGCCUCCAAAACAACCCUUCCCAAUCAAUUACGUCGGUUGGACAAUGCUGUUCAAUCAUGGAAACCGAGGAUGUCACCGUGAACGUGAUUUGUGUUGACGGACCUCGAGAGCUGGUCUUUAAAUCAGCCAAAUCUUGCUCCUGUUAUCAUUGUAAAAAGGACUAGGUGCUGAUGGUGACACAAUGGACUAGGAAGGUUAUUAGCACGCUUAAUUGGAAAGUUAUUGGCACUCUAAAUUGGAAAUAUAUUGCACAUUACUGUUCUUGCGGUCGUUUAAUUAUUGCUGAUUCCUUCACCUUUCACAAUUAUCUACGCCAAAUUACAGAAAAAACUCAAUUUAAAAAAUCGUACAGAGUUUGACUCGGAACUAAAUUAUAAUCAAGUAGCAGUAUAUUCAAGGCAAAUUAUUUGAUGUUGAUAAAUUAUUCGAAAUAAGGACGCUUCAAUUGAAAUACUAGAUAUUUUGUGUCAUAUUCUUGCAUUGUCAUUUUCAGGUUUAAAUGUUGAUUUUGCUCUCCGAAAACGUUUGGAAAUAAGUAAACUUAUGUUUUGCGCUUUCACUUUCACUUUCAGCUUUACCAGGUUUAUCGUAAAGCCAUCCUAUUAUGUAUAUAGUUUACUAAAUAUGUAGUAUGUGUGUAUUUACUUCUCUUCCUCUGUCUGCCAAUCAAAGUUUUGGCUGUCUAAAUCCUGUUCUGAUAAACCCGCAGGUACAUAAUACAUAGGCAUGUCUUAUCACUUUCACUCCAGCACCGAAGUGGUGGCGAGUGAGUCUGCAGAGUGCUUAUUUAUAUACGCAUUUUCAUGUGAUUGUCUUGUUUCAGUAGAUGUAUUUAAAUGUCGUCAUUACAUUGUAUCUACCAGUUCUCUUAUCCAUGUACCUUGAACAUUAGUCAACACUUUGGUGUGUGUAUACGUGUAUGUAGUAGUGUCGUAGGUAAGACUCACAUAAUUAUUAUUGAUGAAUUCGUCACCCAAUCCGUGCGUUUAGCAGCAGGAGCAAGUACUAUUUCAAAUCAUUUGGCAUUACACCCACGCGCAUAUGUAAAUAUAUUGGUACUAAACCUGUCAUAAAUUAUUUACUCAAAUGCGUUAGUAUUCUCAACAACGAUAUUAAUGUAAAACGGCUAGUGUAAUGUAUGUAAAUAUAAAUCCAAAUUAAAAAUUUUAAUGUAUUUACUCUACAUGAAAAUGUACUCCCACAUAUUAAACAUGUAUAUGUAUAUGUCUAUAUGUAUUGCAGGUACUGUUUUAUUUAGUGAAAUAAAAUUUGUUUUUGACGGAAACUUUCAGCAUCCCAAA
This is a messenger RNA of Folsomia candida, 1914 nucleotides long. It is a transcript of the gene Gpa2, whose product is annotated as thyrostimulin alpha-2 subunit. The record is from RefSeq and is a predicted model, not a curated record. Gene Ontology annotation, molecular function: hormone receptor binding. NCBI's taxonomy places the organism in Eukaryota, Metazoa, Arthropoda, Collembola, Entomobryomorpha, Isotomidae. The transcript has 6 exons. The coding region runs from base 355 to 777 and encodes 140 amino acids. Gene Ontology annotation, biological process: cell surface receptor signaling pathway.